Messenger RNA from Symbiodinium necroappetens, 681 nucleotides. The record is from the annotation of a GenBank genome assembly. NCBI's taxonomy places the organism in Eukaryota, Dinophyceae, Suessiales, Symbiodiniaceae.
AUGUCAGCAGUGAUAAGUCUGGCGCUUCUGGCCACGUUCCUCUACGUCUGCAUUGAGUUUGAGGAAGACCUGGGAUUUCCCUCCAAUGCCUUCCAGACCUGGCAAACUCUGAUUGUGGGUGAACCAACGUUGGUCGACGCACGAAUUUCCCCGCAGGAUGCGAUUCGCUACCUUUCCGUGUCUGCAUGUUUCCUUGUGUGCAACACCGUGUUGAUGAACAUCUUCAUCAAUGUGACGGGUGCGUCGUAUCUGCAGGAAAGAGCCAGUGUUGUGGGCACAUUUGCUGUGGAGCGGUUGCAUAUUUGUGUGGCAAGCACGUCAGUCUCCACUUGUGUGCGGCGAUCUGUCGUGGGAGCCUUUACUCUCGUCUGGUCGCUAUGGCUCACCUACAUUCUGCUCACCGCCGAGUUCUCGGGCGCUGUGCCAGUGAUCGUUGCCAUAGCCACCUUCCACGCUACGUUCUUCUGUGCCGGGCGCGCAGCGAAGGCAGCCGUGGCGGACUUAGAUUCAGAGCUCUCCGAGCUGCGGUAUUUGUGGAUCUGCCGCCGGGCCAAUCGCCCGGGCGCCGCCGUGGCCUCGCAGACCCGGCCCGGGCAGCAGAGUGCCCUGGAGCAAGUCAGGGCACUCCAGGCCCGCUUCGGGAAGGCACAGGACGAAACCGAGUCGGUGGUGCAAGUUUGA